AAUGUAUAUUACAUUUAAAAAUGUUUAAAGUACCGGUGUGUAUAUAUUUAUUGGUGUUAUAUGGUUACGUUUGCUUUGGUGAGCAUCCUCCGGACGCUGUUUCUCCAGAGCAUCCUCUUGUUGAGAUACCGGAAGCGAUAUCUCCUGAUGACUUAGACCGUGCGAAGCAAUCUCAACGCAAUGAGAAAGUCAUUCAUGCAAGUAUUCAGCACCAGGAGGCGUUGAUGGACUGCAUCAACAAGGAAUUUGCUGGUAUAGCUGGAUACAGUAACAACGAUGCUGAGGAUCAUCCAUAUUUUAACUGGGAUUCUGAAGAGACCAUUAUCUAUUCAGAAUCACAUUUGGACGACUUAGAGGCUCCGGUCAUAUAUUUAACACCUCCCGUAGUACUUCCUGAUGAGCAGAUGGAGGCUGACAAGGAGCUUGAGGAUAUCCUUAUUGACACUGGUUUAGAGAAGCGUCCUAAGGCUGUAGAUCCAUUUCAGAUAACUGACACUGAUACUGCGAACACUGCCAUUAAGGUCUCUAAAACCAAAAUCGACAAUCUGCGUCACAAGCGGAGCGCUUUAAUGCGAACUAUGCGUGAAACUGCUACUUUCAUGUCCUCGGACCAUUCCAAGCAUGUUCACUACAGAUCUCAGUCUCAGGAGCUUAAGGAGGUUGAAAAGCAGCUUGAUGAAGAGCUCAUUCACCUAUUAAAGCUGGAGCACGUUAAGAAGUCCCUGUCAAAGCUACGCGGCGCUGGCCACGACACUGAGGUGGCUGAGGAAGAGCUUGAAGACCGUGAGAAUGAGCUUGCUAAGGCAGGUUUUGACGACGACGAUGAGGAAGGUUUGGAGGAAGACGAUGGAGGUAGAUCAUACUCCGACGAGCUUUAGUGCAGUAGAGAUAUUUAUUAUUUUAACAUAUUUUAAUCAUCUUGCUCUUCCUUUCCGUGUUGUAAAGAUGUGUAUUACUUUGGCUAGGUAGGAUGUAAUACAGUAGCAUCCUGAU
Babesia bovis T2Bo is the source of this 993-nucleotide messenger RNA. RefSeq lists its product as uncharacterized. The record is from RefSeq and is a predicted model, not a curated record. The coding region runs from base 21 to 878 and encodes 285 amino acids. The transcript is spliced from 10 exons. NCBI's taxonomy places the organism in Eukaryota, Apicomplexa, Aconoidasida, Piroplasmida, Babesiidae.